Messenger RNA from Fukomys damarensis (Damara mole-rat), 2876 nucleotides. It is a transcript of the gene Ccdc183, whose product is annotated as coiled-coil domain containing 183. The record is from RefSeq and is a predicted model, not a curated record. Lineage: Eukaryota; Metazoa; Chordata; Mammalia; Rodentia; Bathyergidae. The transcript has 14 exons. The coding region runs from base 730 to 2784 and encodes 684 amino acids.
GAGGAAGAGGGCAGUUCAAUCACCACUCCUGCUUAUACACUAUGAGCCUAAACUAAGUCUUGUCACCCCUUUACCAUAAAGACAACCAGGAAGGCAGGCUUCAUCUGUACUGCCAUCUGUCAUUCCACUAAAACUCGAUUCUAUAUCUGCAGGAGAAAGAGAAGCCAAUAAUAAGGGAUCAGCAGGUAGGCUCUGCUCACCCAGGCCCCCAGCUGGGUCCCCGAGAGCAGAGCGAAGGGGGGUGGGCAGACCACGCCCACAGCAGUUCCAGUCCCUGGAGGGCGGGGCCUGGGCCGAGGUGGCAGGCAUGCACUCAGGGCUCCAGACCGACUGGGAAGGGAGCAGGGAGGAAGCAGUCUGUGAUGAGUGUGUCCACAUCUGGCAGUGUGCUCCGCCAUCUGGUGGGGCCCCGAUCCCAACCCCCAGGCCCAGAAUGUGGCUGAUUGGAGACAAGGCCUUGAACAGGUGCCCAUCAUCUGGCUGAAGAGGCGGUUAGAACACAAGCCCAGGGGAUACUGUGGGGACAUGGGAAAGCCCACCUCUUCACUCGGAAAGGAGAGGCCUUAACCAGCUUGGCUCUGUCCCUGGAGCCGGCACAGCAGCCUGGCAGGGUGCCCAGAGCAGGUUGCGGGGAGUUGCUCAUCUCAUGAACCCCUCCUGGGGUGAGAAGUUUCUGCAUUUCGGCCCAGGGGUGCUGAAGCGGUGGAGGUCAGGAGGAAGAGUGGAGAGAUGUCCAGGUGUAGGACUGUGGGUGUGAGCCUGGUCACCCGGGAUGCAGACUUUGAACUGGGGUGUGCGUGGGGAAAUAAAGGCCUGCAAAGCAAAGACCUGCUGGGGAGGCUCCGCCCAGUGCUCUGUGUAACUGGUGAGGCACAGGAGGGAAUGCGGAAAGUGCAGGGCACCCAUCAGAGCCAUCACAAAUCACCACCACCAAGGAGAGGUGCCCGGGCCCCAGCAGAGCUCCUGCGAAGCCUCAGGCCACCUCUCAGCCUACUCCACAUUCAAAUAGCCAGAGGCAAGCCGAGGCCCCAGGGGACCGGAAUCCUGGGUUCCUGGCCUAGAGAACCUGGUCCGAUCACAAUGGGCCAAAAUUCUAGGGACAAUCUGCCUCUCAACUCUGCUGAGCAGGGGAAGGUGAGAGGUGCACAGGGCCUCCCAGAGACCCUGUGGGCCACCAUGAAGGUUCACAGAGAGGCAAACGUGGAGGGACAGAUACAGGAGCUGAAGACCAUCACUCGGCUCCAGGAGCAAUGUCGGGCACUCCAGGUCCAGGGGAUUAAGGAGAAGACGGCGCAGAACAAGGCGACGCUAGGCCUACUGCGCAGCAACAUCCGCCGAGGGAAGCAUGAGUGGGCUUCGGCCAUGAAGUACGACCAGCGCGCCAUCGCCAAGGCCUGCGGGAAGGACGUGCCCACGAGGCUAGCGCAGGGCCGCAGCACUAUGGAGGUGGCCAGGGAGAAGCUGCGCAAGUACGUCUUCGACCGCGUGAAUGUGCACAACGCGUUGAUCCACUUGGUGCGGCUGCGCGGGGAGCGGUUGGAGAGCUUGCAGCUGGAGUUUACGCGCCUGCGCCGGCAGCCUGAGGCCACCAAGGAGGAGGCGCGACUGCUGCAGGUCAUCCGCCAGCUGGAGAACAGCAUCGAAAAGACGACCAUCAAGAUCACCACCAGCCAGAACAUCCGCCUGCUGUACGUGGACCUCCUGGAGUACCUGAAGAAGGUGCUGGCGGGGUACCCUGUGGUGCUGGACAAGCUGCAGAACCGGGUGAUCGGCUACGGCUCGGAGCUGUCUGACAUGACGAUCCUGUCCCAAGAUGCCAUGAUGAUUACAGAUGAAGUCAAGAGGAACACCAGGCAAGGGGAAGCAACCUUCAUCCAGGAGCGCAGGGCACGGGAGAACCGGCUCAACCAGCAGAAGAAGCUCAUCGACAAGAUCCACACCAAGGAGGCCAGCGAGAAGCUCCGCCGGGGCCACAGGGACCUGGACUUCCCCAACAGCAGGAUGAGUACAGACACCCUGAUGAAGAGAAAGGAGACCUCUGAAAUGGACAUCCAAUACCAGGCCAACGUGACCGCCUCCGUGGAGAGGGUCAAGUCUGCUGUGCAGUGCUCCCACCUUUGGGACAUCGCUGGCCGCUUCUUGGCCCAGAAGAACACCGAGGAGAACCUGGAGCUGCAAAUGGAAGACUGUGAGGACCGGCGGGCGCAGCUGGGGGCCCUGAUAAAAAAGCUGCAGCUCGAGGAGGUGCUGCUCAAGUUCCACCAGGCACCCAGUUCCAUCAGCUUUAAGUCUGUUGAGGAAAAGAUGAACAACAUGCUGAAAGAGGAAGAGGCAAGGCUCCAGCUGGCCCACAGCAACAUGACCAAGAGCCAGCAGCUGCUGCUGAUCAUCCAGACUGGCAUAGACAACCUCUACAUCCGGCUCAUCGGCAUCACCUUGCCUGCCAGCCAGAAAGAAGCAGUGCCCUCUGGCAUCCUCGAUGUGCACAGCAAACUGGCCUACUGCGAGAGGAAGCUCACCCACCUGGCUGAUCGGGUGCAGGCGCUGUCCAGGACCGAGGAGGUCAACACCAAGGUGAAGGAUGCCCUGGAAUCCUCGACGCUAAAGGAGAGAUACAACACCAAGAUCAGCUUUGAGAACCUGGAGGAGGACGUGAUAGAAAGCUUCCAGUUUGCAGACAUGGACCUGGACCACAGCUACAUCCCCUCUCGGGCCGAGAUCAAGAAGCAAGCCCAGUGGUUGAUUGAGGGCAAACUCAAGGCGCCCAAGAAGAAGAAGAAGUAGCCCCGCCCGGGCUUAUUUCACAAAUAAACAUUUUUCCAGGGAUAAGGGUACAACUAGAGGACUAGAAGCGAGGAGCUGGGCGCGCGAAGGCG